AUGGGGGGCGGUAGGUUCACGUAUAUCUCUGAUCGCGGAGACAAAUUAAGCAAACUAGAUCGGUUCUUAGUAUGCUGUGGAUUUAUGGAGAUGUGGCCUUCGGCCUCGGUUCUAGCCCUUAACCGGGUUACUUCGGAUCAUCGACCUUUAUUGCUAUCCACUACUCCUACGGAUUUCGGACAUAUACCGUUUAGGUAUUAUAAUUCUUGGAUGGAGAUCCCGGGUUUCAAGGAUAUGGUGCAAAGUAAGUGUAUGUCUUUUAAUUUUAAUGGUCCGGCCGAUUUGGCUCUGUCAGUAAAACUUAGAUGGCUGAAAAAUAGUAUCAAAGCUUGGCUGAAAAUCGAGAAGGAUAGAUCUGGCAGGGAAUACUUGGAGAAAAAAAACCGCAUUCAAACUUUAGAAACUCUGGAUGAGUUUAGGCCCUUAAACGAUGGUGAGCUAAAUGAAAGAACAGAAUGUAUUAAUGUUGUUAUGGAGGUGGAUCGAAGAAAAUUAAUGGAUGAUUGGAAAAAAUCUAGGACUCGUUGGGCAUUAGAAGGCGAUGAAAACGCAGCUUUUUAUCAUUGCGUUAUUAAUUCCAACAUCAACAAUAAUCGCAUAAGUGGCCUCAUGAUAAAUGGAUCUUGGGUUACAAAUCCGGUGAAGAUAAAAGAAAGUGAUUUCUUUAAACUCUUUCAACAAUUCUAUGCCAAAGGGUCCAUCAAGGGAUGUUGCACGUCUUCUUUUCUGGCUCUAAUCUCGAAAGUAAAGGAUCCUACCUCUCCUACUGAUUUUCGGCCCAUUAGUCUAAUCGGUGUCAUUAACAAAGCGAUCUCAAAAGUCUUAGUAAAUCGGCUCAGAAAGGUUGUGGGGAAACUCAUAUCGGAGGAGCAUUCGGCUUUUUUGGCCGGAAGAAAUAUCACUGAUGGGCCCCUCAUUCUAAACGAGUUAAUUGCAUGGUUGAAGAAGUCAAAAAAAUCAGGAAUGAUGUUCAAAGUUGAUAUCCAUAAAGCUUUUGAUUCUCUAAAUUGGAACUUCCUAGACUCAGUUAUGGAACAAAUGAAUUUCCCGGAUCAGUGGAGGACUUGGAUUAUGGCUACUCUUGUGUCGGCAAGAGCCUCGGUUUUGGUGAAUGGAUCGCUGACCAUGGAGUUUACAUGUUACCAUGGCUUACGCCAAGGAGACCCGUUGUCUCCGUUUUUAUUUGUUAUUGCUAUGGAGGCGCUCACCGGUAUCAUGAAGAAGGCCGUGUCGGAAGGUAUAUUUGAAGAGAUUUGGUGCACAAGCAACGGUCCGAGUUUAUCUCAUCUUAUGUACGCCGAUGACGUCAUCUUCCUUGGUAAGUGGUCAAACGAAAAUGCACUUAAUUUACGCAGAAUUUUAAGGUGUUUUUACUUGGCGUCUGGGUUAAAAAUAAAUCUUUGCAAGUGUACCAUGUUUGGGGUGGGGGUUAACGAUGAUGACGUGCAUCGGAUGGCAGAUUUUAUGAAGUGUAAAAAAGGCUCCUAUCCCGUAAAACAUUUGGGUUUGGUUGUUGGAGCUAAUAUGAAUCUGGUACGUAAUUGGAAACCGGUAAUUGAUUUAUUUAGAAACUGGCUGUCACUUUGGAAGGCAAAAAGUCUCUCGUACGGUGGAAGAAUUACCUUACUGAAAUCGGUCUUAAAUUCACUAUCGACUUACUUUUUCUCAUUGUAUAAAGCACUGAUAAAAGUUUUGGAUACUUUGGAAAGAAUUAGGAGAACUUUCUUUUGGAAUGGUUCGGAUGACAAUUCGUAUACAAGUUGGUUAGCAUGGGAGAAGGUUAUCGCCCCAUCCGAAUAUGGGGGUUUAGGCUUCGGCUCAUUACGAGACGCCAACUUGUUAAUGUUGUCGAAAUGGUGGUGGUGGUUCAAGAUAGAUAAAGAUGGGCUUUGGAGAAGGGUCGUAUGGGCAGUUCACCAUAACGAAAGAUCAUGGGCUUCAAUCCCGGGAAAGGUUACUAUACCCGGUCCUUGGAAACAAAUAGUUGGCAUUCGUACAUACCUAAACCAAGUUGGUAUUAAUCUGGAUCAACUGAUAUGGUGUAAAGUCGGUACCGAGUCUAUGGCAGCUUUCUGGUUGGAUUACUGGAUAGGAAAUCAGCCCCUGUACAAGGCAUUUCCUCUUCUUUUUGCGUUGGAAAAGGAAAAGAUGUGCAGUAUCGCGGAUAGAGUUAUAUGGGGCGCCACUGGUGCGAAUCUCACGUGGGAUUGGAACAGGUCGGUCAUGAAUUAUGCUGAGGAAUUACAGUUACAAAACCUUACAACCUUAUUAUCCAACUUUAAUGUGGUUGCGGGUCGUGAUGAAUGGAUAUGGAAGUUGUACCCGUCGGUGGGUUUCUCGGUGGCAGACAUAAAAAAUAAGGCUGCGGUGUAUAACCGAAGCAUCCCGGAUUAUAUAUUUCUUUGGAAUAAUAGUGUCCCGAAAAAAGUUGGAGUCGUAUCGUGGAGGGCGGUGUUGGAACGACUGCCGAAAAGAGCUGCAUUGGCUGCUAGGAAUAUUGAUGUAGGAGAUACGCGAUGUCCUUUUUGCGGUGAAUACGAAGAAACAAGUGAGCACCUUUUCGCAUCAUGCCAAUUCUCACAGAUGGUUUGGAGUGUGAUUACGCAAUGGUGUAAGGUCCCACCUUUGAUUGCCUUUAGCUUUAAAGAUGUGCUUGAUUUACACCUUACUGUGAGUGGGUCAAAAAGGAGGAAAAAGGUCCUUAAUGCCAUUACCCAGGUUGUUGUUUGGAGCAUGUGGAGAAUGCGAAAUGAAGUUAUAUUCAAUCAUGCUAGCCCAAGUGUGGUAAAGGUGGUGGAAGAAAUAAAGUAUAUGGCUUUUCUGUGGAUAAAGAAUCGGAUGGGAUCUUUGGGUUGGUCGUGGAGUGAUUGGCAAAGUUUUAAUAUUGUAAUGUAA
This is a messenger RNA of Helianthus annuus (common sunflower), 2895 nucleotides long. RefSeq lists its product as uncharacterized. The coding region runs from base 1 to 2895 and encodes 964 amino acids. NCBI's taxonomy places the organism in Eukaryota, Viridiplantae, Streptophyta, Magnoliopsida, Asterales, Asteraceae. The record is from RefSeq and is a predicted model, not a curated record. The transcript is spliced from 2 exons.